UACAUCGAAAAGUUAUUAUCGUAUCGAAAAAAAUUUUUGUUCUAUUCUUAACCUUAAUUUUUAUUAAGCUAUUACAAUGUUCAUGUUUCUACACUUUACAAUCAUCACCUUAAUUGUAUUUAUAUUUUCUAAUUAUCUUAAUUUUAUAUAUCUUUUUGAUAUUUGUAAGCAGUGGCUUUUUAAUGAUAUUAAUGAUUUCCAAUUAUAUGAUUUUAUCGUUGUUGGAGCUGGUACUGCAGGUAUAACUUUAACUACAAGACUAGCUGAACAUGGAUAUAAAAUAUUAUUACUCGAAGCUGGAGGAAUUGCACCACCUUUUUUAGAUAUUCCACUUUUAGCUCCUCUAAUUCAAAACAGUCCAUAUGAUUGGCAAUAUAUCACUAUACCUCAACAAAAUGCUUGCAAGGGUUUAAACAACAAUCAAAGCAAAUGGCCAAUUGGUAAACUUCUUGGUGGAACUAGUAGAUUAAACUACAUGCUUUAUGUACGAGGACAUCCUUUAGAUUAUAAUGAUUGGAUUCCAGAUUUUAUUGAACCUAUCAAAAAGAAAGGUGGUUCAAUGCAUAUAAGUGAUUUAGAAUGGAAUAGUGGUCUUGCUGAUAUAAUCUUAAAAGGACUGCAAGAAUUAAAACAAAAUAUUGGCAAUAUUAAUAAUAAUUUAAAAAAUGGUUUUAUGAAAGUACAAUUAUUUAUGGAAAAUGGAAAACGAUGGAGUACAGAUAAAUUAUUAUAUAAAUCUCUAAAACAUAAAUUAACUAUUAUUACUUAUGCUCAUGUUGAGAAAGUAUUAAUGGAAUCAAAUAGAGCAGUAGGAGUACAAUUUGUUGCAUUAAAUAAAAAAUUUAAAGCAUUCGCAAAAGAAAGUGUUAUUUUGUGUGCUGGUGCAAUUGGUAGUCCAAAAAUAUUAAUGUUAUCUGGUUUUGGACCAAAAAAACACUUAGAAGAUUUAAAAAUAAAUGUAAUUAAUGAUUUACCAGUAGGUCAGCAUUUGGUAGAUCAUGUGCUUACUGGAAUUGACCUAAUAAUGCUUAAUGUAAGCAUAGGUCUCAGUAUGGCUAAUACUUUGAAUCCUAUGUCAGCAUUAAAUUAUUUUAUGUUUGGAAAAGGACCUUGGACAUUUACAGGAGUUGAAGUUUUAGGAACAUUUCACAGUUCUUUUCAAAAAAAUAAAUCAAGUAUACCAGAUUUAGAAAUAAUGGUAAUGCCAGUUGGAUUAUCAAGAGAUUAUGGAAUUGUUUUAAAAGAAACUAUGGGAAUUUCUGAAAAAAUAUACAAUGAAUAUUUUGGUCCUAAUUUAUAUAAAAAUACAAUAACAAUUGCUCCAGUGUUAUUACAUCCUAAAAGUAAAGGAGAGAUUAAAUUGAGAAGUAGUAAUUCUUUUGAUCCACCUUUAAUUGAUCCAAAAUAUUUAUCAAAUGAAGAUGAUAUUGCACUUCUUAUAGAUGGAUUGCAAUUCGUUAAAAAACUUAUUGAAACCAAUGCCAUGAAAAGUAUUGGUGCAUCUAUUUAUAAAAAACAUUUUCCUGGCUGUGAAAAUGAAAUAUUUGAUAGCACAAACUAUUGGAAAUGUUACGUACAACAUUUAACUUUAACUUCGUAUCAUCCGGCCGGUACAUGUCGGAUGGGUGAUGUUGUUGAUCAAACAUUUAAGAUUUAUGGUACAACAAAUUUAUAUGUAAUCGAUGCAUCUGUAUUUCCAUUUUUACCAAGUGGUAAUAUUAAUGCUGCUGUUAUUAUGACUGCCGAAAGGGCCUUUCAUAUAAUUCAACAAAAUACAAAAUUUCGUAAAAAUCGUACAAAAUGUUAUAAGCCAUAUGAUUAUUAUCAUAUACCUUAUGAUUAAUAAAUGGAAAUAAUUCUUCUAUUUAAUAUA
Molecule: messenger RNA, 1873 nt
Organism: Apis dorsata (giant honeybee)
Lineage: Eukaryota; Metazoa; Arthropoda; Insecta; Hymenoptera; Apidae
Product: glucose dehydrogenase [FAD, quinone]-like
Exons: 11
Coding region: 77-1843 (588 amino acids)
Molecular function (GO): flavin adenine dinucleotide binding; ecdysone oxidase activity
Source: RefSeq, a predicted model, not a curated record